Homalodisca vitripennis (glassy-winged sharpshooter) is the source of this 3528-nucleotide messenger RNA. RefSeq lists its product as uncharacterized. Gene Ontology annotation, molecular function: nucleic acid binding; RNA-DNA hybrid ribonuclease activity. NCBI's taxonomy places the organism in Eukaryota, Metazoa, Arthropoda, Insecta, Hemiptera, Cicadellidae. Bases 1 to 3528 code for a protein of 1175 amino acids. The record is from RefSeq and is a predicted model, not a curated record. The transcript is spliced from 4 exons.
AUGCUGUGUUGCUCAGAAGCGGAACUGAAGGAAGAGUUAAAGGAUUCUCUCGUCACUGAUGUAGUGAGAAUAACGAGGGUUGAGAAUGGUGUACCAACACCCACACCAGGUCACAUUUUGACCUUCGCCCUCCCUCACCCACCAGCCACGAUUAGAGCAGGAUACCUUUCUCUUCAAGCUGCUUCUGCUCCUCCAGCCCAGCCCGCACAGUGCUCCUCCUGCUCCGCUCUAGAGGGCAUGGUACGAGAACUCACUCAACAGGUUGCUGCCUUGGUGCAGCAGUUGAGUGCCAAGGCCUUGCCGCAAACACAAGCGAGUAGUCAUACGACUUCUGCCCCCGUAGCAAAGGGACCCCCUAAACAAACAGGAACCAUUCCCAGGCCAGUAUCUGUGUCUGUGGCACCCGCUAAAGGAAAAGAGCGACCAUCUAACCAUUCCAAAACGGCGGAGGAAAGAAAGUCUCUCCAAGAGAGACUUAAGACCCAAAUCCGAACGAAAGCUCAGGCAAGAUCAAAGGGAAGCACUGGUUCACCCCCCACUCCCUGCUCCUCUCAACUUUCCAUAGUUGAUGAGAAUGAGAUGGGGGAUGACCUUCUGCUUCGAUCGGAAUUUGAAACAACCCAAGCUCAGGAUAGCAUUCCAAAGACAUCACCCGAACCAAGACAAAAAAAUAUUCCUUGGUGGACAGAGGAGUGUUCGAGAGCAUUGCGAGAGCGAAGACGCGCCCUGCGAAGAUUCAACAAACGCCCAACCCAAGAAAAUCUUGAAACCUACCGGUUCCAUAGGGCAAAAACGCGACGAGUCUUCAGAAAUUCCCGAAGAACCUCAUGGCAAAAUUUCGUGACCACAAUAUCUCGAACAACUCCUAAGGCCGAAGUAUGGAGAAGGUUAAGGUCGGUAUGCGGCAAACCCCAACCUUUGCCAAUUUUGGGACUCAAGUCGGGCGGAGACGUUGUGACUGAUCCCCGGGAUGUUGCCGACCUGUUGGCCUCCUCCAUAUCGGAGGUUUCAAAAAGUUCGUCUUACUGUCCUGAGUUUUUGAGAUAUAAGCUAUAUUCUGAACAAACAGACAUACUACUCAACAAUCCAAAUCCAUGUCCCUUAAAUAUAAGGUUUUCCAUGCAGGAGUUGGACUCCGCACUGUCAUGUACUUCCAACUCUGCUCCUGGUCCGGAUGACGUGCACUAUGCCAUGCUUAGACAUUUACCCUCAGAGGGUAAGGGGGCCCUCUUAGCGCUCUACAAUAGAGUGUUUGAGGAACAAACUUUCCCGCUAGCUUGGCGUAAAUCCCACGUCAUCCCCUUAUACAAACCGGGACAGGACAAACUAUCUCCGUCUAGCUACCGGCCCAUCUCGCUUACCAGCUGCCUUUCUAAGGUGUUGGAGCGGAUGGUAAACCGUAGACUAAUCUGGUUCCUCGAAAAGAACAAUCUCCUUUCGAGAGAACAAUGCGGCUUUCGCCAAGGACGAUCGACGUUGGACCUCAUGGUUUCCCUUGAGACAACCAUACGUGACGCAUUCCUUGAGCGAAAGCAAGUAGUCGCUGUCUUUUUUGAUCUGGAAAAGGCAUAUGACACAGCGUGGCGGAGAGGCAUCAUUAACACUUUCCAGGCAUGGGGAGUGAGUGGUAAUAUGCUGGCUUUCAUUCAGGGGUUCAUGUCUGACCGUACAUUUCAGGUUAGAAUAGGGACAAACCUAUCAAGCACAAGCAAUCUGGAGAACGGGGUACCACAGGGAAGCGUUUUGAGCUGCACGUUAUUCGCCGUCGCCAUAAACGGCAUAACGGCGUGUGUUCGCCGUCCUGUGCGCUGUUCUUUGUUUGUGGACGACUUUGCCGUUUACGUCCCUGCAAGAAGACUUGCUACGGCGGAGCGUUCCCUGCAGCUAACCAUAAGGCGACUGGAGGAAUGGAGUAGGCGGACGGGAUUUUCGUUCUCUACUUCCAAAACCCAAUGUAUAACGUUCUCCAGACUAAGAAACUAUUUAGAACCGACACUUACCUUGAACAGAUCCCGAAUAACAUCAAGUCGGAAUGUGAGAUUCUUGGGUCUUACAUUUGAUUCCCGACUUACAUGGAUCCCUCACUUAAAAUCUCUCAAGGCAAAAUGUUUACAAAGGCUAAAUAUGCUUCGAGUUCUUACUGGGACCAAGUGGGGCGCGGACAGGACAUGUAUGCUGCGUUUCUACAAAGCUUUUGUCCGUUCGUGCCUUGACUAUGGUUCUCAGGUUUAUUCUUCUGCCCGGCCAAGCGCGUUAGGAAUGCUUGACUCGAUUCACCACUCUGCGAUCAGGUUGGCUACUGGAGCUUUUCGUUCAAGCCCUACACCUAGCUUAUUAGCGGAGGCUAGUGAACCAAUGCUGGAUAUGAGACGCAAGCAACUUGUCAUAAAUUAUUUUUACUCCCUUAAAGCCAAGCCCGAAAAUCCGGCAUAUGAACACGUAUUUGAAAGUGACUUGCUCGAAGUCUAUGCCAAUCGCCCUAACAUCUCAGCUCCCCUUGGAGUAAGGGCUAAAGUGCUCCUCUCGGACCUUGGUAUCGAGGAGUACCAAGUAAGUCAAUGCUACCAGAGUGAUAUUCCUCCCUGGUUAGUAUUAAGUCCCGAAGUUGUCCUGUCACUUCACAAGUACAAGAAAGGAAGCACUUCUAAUUUAGUGUUCACGCAGGCUUUCCGGGAACUCUUGAGUGCUCGGGCACCUUGCGACAUAAUUUACACUGAUGGAUCUAAGUCUGAGGAUGGCACCGGAUGUGCGUUCAUAACGGCGAGUCGUGAGUAUAGAUUCUGUCUGCCCUCUGUAGCGUCAGUCUACACGGCAGAACUGACCGCUAUUUUUAAAGCAUUGAACAUCGUCUGCCCCAGGACCAGAAGGCUGGUCAUCUGCUCCGACUCGCUUAGUAGUCUGCAAGCAAUCAAGGACAUGUAUCCAAAACAUGUCCUUGUGCGCGACAUCCGAUGUGCCAUUCACAGACUUCAAGUCCAAAAUAUACAGGUUGUUCUGGCGUGGGUGCCCGGUCACGCGGGAAUUCCCGGAAAUGAGCUUGCCGACAGGGCUGCUGGGAGUGCUCAUGAGCUUCCUCCUUUUACUGCUAUGGUGGCAGGGUCAGACCUAAAGCCAAUGGUGAAGGAGAAGUUAAGACGAGUUUGGGGUGACUCUUGGUCUCGGACGGCGUGUAACAAUCUAAGAGCCAUAAAACACACAGUAGUUCCCUGGGGGACAGCCAUCCGCGAGAACCGCAGAGAGGAAGUAGUGUUGUGUCGGUUGCGAAUCGGUCACACGCUGCUGACUCACGGGUACCUCAUGAGCCGGGGGGAUCCCCCGGAGUGUGCGUGUUGUGGAGUGGCUCUGAGUGUCGAGCAUAUUUUGGUCGAAUGCCGUGAUUAUACAAUGCAGAGACGAUCUUGUCAGCUCCCAGCAAGUCUAUUCGAUCUGUUGGGGGAUGAUGAGGAUUAUAUAGGCCGAGUCGACGUCAUUGCAAGGCGCCGCUCCGUCUGGGGGUCAGGGGUCAUCAGGACUUCUGGCGCCGAUUGA